GAGAGAGAGAGAGAUAGGAAGGACUAUGUGAGAGGAAGAAAAUUUGAAGGGGGAAAUAAUCACACAGACUCUCGAGACGAAGCAAAGUAAGUUCAGAGUACCAUGACGACAAUCAGAAGAGCAACCGGGAGCCGAGAACAUGAACAACAGUGGAGGAACUUAUGUGAAAAGGAAAUUAAGCGGCAAAGACUGGCACUCUAGCUACAUGCAGUGAUCCAUCAUGGACGACUCUUCAUCCAUCCAGUCCUUCCCCGACCUCAACCAGCAUCGCCACCACCCAUCCUUUCACCUCACGCUGCCCGGCCAUCAAAGCCCCGAAGUGGGAUACCCGUCCUCUCAGCCUGCCCUGGACCCUCUGGCGCAGUAUGGAAGGGGAGGGGAAGAAUCCUCUAAUAUUUUACUGGCUUCAAACACCUCCUCAGGGGGAAGGAGAGGGAGCAGUGGUGGAGACAGAGGCUUCCUCAACACAAGUAGUAGCUGCUUGGAUGGAGAUGCUAACUUGGGAGGCGGAGAAAGCGGGUUAGGCGGACAUUUUUCGGACACUUGGUAUGACGUGAAAAAAGAGGAAGUUUGGGAGAACAGGGAGAGUUGUGAACACGCUGCAGAUAAUUUGUAUCAAACAGCGGAUUGUUACAGUAAUGAUGUUUUUUACACCAGCGAGGAAGGAGCGGGACGUAAACUCAGAGCAAACUGUUAUAAUCAUGUUAGAUGUGAAGCUAAAGGCGAAGCAGUUUACAACAGAGAAGCUAACGUUAGCCACUUCACAAAACAAACUACUUCCUACAACAGAACUGCAGCGGGGAGCUUCAGUGACAGCAGCGUUGACUGUUCAAGAGUUGGUGAUCAUUAUCUAGGAAGAGAGGAGGAUUAUGGGUCCAGUUGUGGCUCAGGGGAGGAUCAGCUUCAGGGGGCAGAGGGUGAGGGACCCUGGGUGAGUGUCUCUCCGUCGAGUCAGCCCGGGGAAGGCAGGUGGAGCGGAGCAGCAGACCAACACACUUUGAACUCAGGAUGCCUGACGCAGUACACUCAGAAACUGGACUCUUUCUCCGAGGCCUUCCUCUCCCAGCGCAAGAGAAUAUUUCCCAUGAUCCCCUGUGGAGAUUCCUUUUGGGAAUAUGGGGUAGGGAGAGGAGAAAGCCGCGGAUAUAAGCCGAGGCACAGCUGUGCUUUUGACUCCUACCUGCCGCCCUGCACCUCUUCCUCACCCGCCCACCCCUCCUUCCCCUCUCCUCCCACAUCAUCUCACAUCAUGUCUUCAGUUCUCAGUCCCCCUCCCACGCCUCUGCCUCCUCCUUCCCACUCACCCUCCAAAAUGGACUCCCCCGGUGGGUUAGGUGUGUCCGGACAUUCGGUGUCUCAGGGGGGGGAUUCACUACAGUUUUUCCCUUCGCACCUUCAGUCUUUCCCCUCUAUCCACUCCUCUGGGAUGAUAUGGAAGUUUCCAGUGAUGUCACACACUUUUACACAUACGUCAGGCGACCCCGGCAUCACCGAGGGCAACCUGAGACCUUCUCAUGGCAGUGACUAUGGCAACAUCCUAGCCUCCCACAUUCAGUCUCCAGAAUCACCGUUCCUCUCCUCCACCUCCCAUCCUUCAUCCAUUCAUCCAUUCAGCGCUCCAGCCCUCUAUUCCGCCUUCCACCUUCCCUCUCUUCCACCUCACCUCACAGACCAACGUUAUGAGGCAGAAGAAAAGAAAGCCCCUUACAUUGUGACCCAGAAAGUGAAGCGAGAAGAAGCCAAUCUUAAACACGCACAGCUACAGCAACAAGUCUCUCCAAUCCACACUGGUACUCCAUUUCCCAGCGUCCUUCACUUCAGCAGAGGUCAGAGUAGAGGCCGGUACACUCCUCAACCGCUCCUCAAUCCAGUGCGUAGAGGAACGGGUCUCUACUCCUCCAUCUCAUCUCUCAAUCACAGAGAGGAGGAAACAGCAUGUCCAGAUGAGGGAGAUGAAAGUGUGUCACUGUAUGUCAAUGUGGGUCAUGAUUUCCAGGCAGAGCUUCCUAUAUGCUUUGUGGAUGGGGAAGGGUCAAGGGUGUUGUGUCCAGAAGAGGAAUCGCCUAGGGAACAGUUGCUCUGGAAACCAUGGGAUAUGCUGGAGGAGAAUACAAAUGUACAAGACCAAGUGGAGAAGCUGUUGUCCAUGUGCAGUUCCAGCUGUGUGCCAGGAGGGGGCAGUAACACAGAGCUGGCCCUGCACUGUCUGCACUUCUGUCAGGGGAACAUAAUGGCUGCUCUGGAGAUGCUGCUGUUCUCACAGCCCUCGCCUGCAGGAGACUACCACUACUCUGGUAGUGAUUGUUGGACAGACAGCGAAAAGAGUCUCUUCGGUGCAACUCUGCGGACUUAUGGGAACGAUUUUUCACUCAUAAGGAAAAUGGUGAGGACUAAAACCCUGAGCCAGUGUGUUGAAUUGUACUACCUGAGCAAGAAGCUCCAGGACAAGCAGAAGAAGCAGAGAGAGGAGGAGAUCCGAGAAGCAGUGAUGGAGCAGCAGAAAAGUAUAACCCCCGUCCGUCCACCAAUGGUAGCACAGUUUGGACCAGAGCAGGCGGUUCCUGCCCCCCCACUGACCAGCUUCUUCCCAUGCAAGCUGUGUGGCAAAAUGUUCUACAAAAUAAAGUCCCGUAACGCUCACAUGAAGAUCCACCGGCAGCCUCAGGAGGAUUGGAGCGACCGGCGGCUGCAGCAACAGCUCUUCACCCAGCGUCUGGCUCUCAGCCGCCCCACAAACCUCAUCUCCACCCUGGGCGGUAAUCUGCUCCCCCCCCAGGCUGCAGCGCUGACCUUUUCCUCCUCUGGAAGCAGCAAUACAGACACUGUCCCCAACUCUGUAACCAACAGCAUCACUCCUAGCAACGGCAGCGUACUUGAUCCAGGCGCCGUGGUGACAUACAGAAACAUCGCCGCUUCAAACUCUCAGGUCGAAACAAAUACAGACUCUAAUCAAAGAGAGCCGUCCACCCUCUUACCUUUCCACCAAUUAUGGGGCUCUUUUGACCCCGACCCCACUGUCUUCUAUUGCAACACAGAAGAGAAAGAUGGAGGUGGGAUGGUGGGGGGGAAAGAGACAGUCAACUGGCAUUAAAAGCAUGACUGACACUUAGCAUUACUGUUUUUAAUGCAAACUCAAUUUUAUAUCAAACUUUUUGUCCAGGGAUAAGUCCUAAACCCCGAACACUUCCUGUUCCCUCGGCUUUUGGUUAGAUGCUGAAAUAAGAUCUGUGGUUAACACAAGCUGAAGAGAUGUUUUUACAUUUUGUUCUAGGAACAAAAACACGUCAGUAAACACCUCACUGAUAAAUGUCUGAAGCAUUAAUGUGCCUUAAAAACGGCUGUUGCUAACAAGUGUCUGAAUGAGACUGCUAAAUGUCAUCAUGCCAAACAUUGCGGUGUUGGCGGAGUCCAUAGGGACUUGGCUUGGCAACUGGAAGGUCAACAGUUCAAGUCCCGGAAAGACCAAGUGCUACCGAGGUGUCCCUGAGCAAGGCACCGUUCCCUACACUGCUCCCCGGGCGCCGUACAUAAUGGCAGCCCACUGCUCUAGGAUGGGUCAAAUGCAGAGAAACCGUUUCGUUACAUAGUACCUGUACUACGUAAUGACAAUAAGUUGAAUCUUCUUCAAUCUGUCGCCUUUAGUUUAGCGGUGGUGACCUGGAGUCAUGUGACUCUGCUGUAGUUCCGUUAUAGCCUAGAGUUAGCCUUUGUCUUCAAUAAUCAUUAAUGGAGUUUGCCACAGAGAAUAUUUUCUUCAAUAUUCCAAAAGCCAUUGGAAGAAUGCCUUUGACUUUUUGUUGAGGGAACCCUUGUGAUGCUAACUUCCAGUUUGCUUACGAAAAUAUGCCAUCUCUCACCCCUCUGCCAGGGACGUUAUGUUUUCAGACUGGUUUGUUUGUCAGCAGAGAAACACAAAUGGGACUAAUUUCAUUACAAAUGGUAAAAGGGUUAAGCUUGGGCCAAAGGAGAACCCAUUAGAAUUUGGAAUCGGAUCAAGAGUCGGAUAGACACAUUACUUUUGUUAACACAGCAAAGUAAAGCAUUUGGCCAUCAGGAUGUUCUGUGCUCUCCAAAUGACCUUCUAUUUUCUGUAUUUUUUUGUUGUAAAUGGUGAAUCUAAAAUGGUAACAUAUUUAGAUGUUUAUUCAGCAUUUGAAUAAUAUUUGUAGCCUUGUGGUAUUUUUUGAUUGAACAAACAAUAUUAAACUUGUUCUAUUGUACAUUUUAAA
Molecule: messenger RNA, 4229 nt
Organism: Gymnodraco acuticeps
Lineage: Eukaryota; Metazoa; Chordata; Actinopteri; Perciformes; Bathydraconidae
Exons: 11
Coding region: 221-3091 (956 amino acids)
Biological process (GO): regulation of transcription by RNA polymerase II; negative regulation of DNA-templated transcription
Cellular component (GO): transcription regulator complex; histone deacetylase complex
Molecular function (GO): transcription corepressor activity
Source: RefSeq, a predicted model, not a curated record